This is a messenger RNA of Lingula anatina, 2374 nucleotides long. Its product is annotated as dnaJ homolog subfamily A member 2. Lineage: Eukaryota; Metazoa; Brachiopoda; Lingulata; Lingulida; Lingulidae. Gene Ontology annotation, molecular function: ATP binding; Hsp70 protein binding. The record is from RefSeq and is a predicted model, not a curated record. Gene Ontology annotation, biological process: response to heat; protein folding.
UAAGCACCUAAUUUUCUGACGUCACUCAUUUUCCGCAAAAUGGCUGAUGUAGAUUUGUACAAAAUACUUGGCGUUUCAAAAACCGCCUCAGAUAGUGAAAUCAAAAAGGCAUACCACAAACUAGCCAAAACUUACCAUCCUGACAAGAACCCAGAAGCAGGAGAAAAGUUUAAAGAGAUCAGUUUUGCCUAUGAAGUUCUGUCCAAUCCAGAGAAGCGAGAAAUUUACGACCGUCAUGGAAUGCAGGGUCUUAAAGAGGGAACUGGCGGGGGUGGGGGUUUCCCAGAUAUAUUCUCCGAUUUGUUUGGUGGAUUCUUUGGCAUGGGGGGUAUGGGUGGGGUGAGAGGGGGGAUGGGGGGGAGAGGAAGGAGAAGAGGAGAGGAUACAUACCAUCCACUGAGGGUUUCUUUAGAGGAUUUAUAUAACGGAACAACAAAGAAAUUACAACUUAGUAAAACUGUUAUAUGUAAAAAAUGUAAUGGUCAAGGUGGUAAACCAGGCGCUCUCCAGAACUGUACAGUGUGUCACGGGCGCGGCGUGAAGGUGACACUAAGACAGCUGGGACCGGGGAUGGUCCAACAGUUGCAGACAAUUUGUCCACAGUGUCACGGAGAAGGUGAAAUGAUAAAUGAAAAAGACAGGUGUAAGGAAUGCAAGGGAAAGAAAGUUAGCCAAGAAACCAAGAUUCUGGAGGUUCACGUAGACAAAGGAAUGAAGGACGGACAGAAGAUACCAUUCAGAGGAGAGGGUGACCAGACGCCCGGCAUGGAAGCAGGAGAUGUGGUCAUUGUGCUGCAGCUCAAAGACCAUGAAACUUUCACGAGGAACGGAGCUGACCUCUACUGCUCACACAAGAUAGGCAUCACUGAGGCCUUGUGUGGCUUUGAGUUUGUACUGAAGCACCUGGACAACAGGGAGUUAGUGAUCAAACACCCCCAGGGACAGGUGAUAGAGCCUGGUUCCAUGAAGGCAGUGAUUGGUGAGGGGAUGCCACAUCACAGGAAUCCCUUUGAGAAAGGAAAUCUUUAUAUUAAAUUUGAGAUCACAUUCCCCACAAAUGGUUUCUUGAAAGGGGAUGAACUCAAGAAAUUGGAAAAAUUGCUCCCAGCGCGGCCUCCAUUUCACGCUCCUACCGGAGAACACGUGGAGGAAGUGGACCUGGUGGAAUAUGACGCCUCCAAAAUGGGCGGAGCAGGAAGGCGGGGAGAGGCGUACGAAUCGGACGAUGAUGAUGAAGGAGGACACGGAGGACCUAGGGUGCAGUGUGCACAUCAAUAACGUGAAAUUCUGUUCUAGGAAUACUUUGAGGAUUAGGUAAUAAAGACAUCUUUGAUAAGGAUGGUAUUUAAUGAUAAUUUAAUAACACAAUGAUUACAGGAUUUUAUGACAAGCUUGUGCUGGAUGGAGGUGCCAUCUACAAGUCUCAUCUAGUUGAGAUAUUGGAGGAGGAUAAUGGAAUUCUGUUAUGAGAUUUUACCAUGCAAUAGACACUUGAUUUUUUUUCCCUGAGAGUCAACCAAAGGAGGACUUUAUAUUUAGAAUCACUUUCUUUAUUUACUUCCUCUGACUACAUGGAUUGGGGGAAAGAAUUGGGUUAAAAACUGAAUCUAGGACAAAAACCAGAAAGUGGGUGUUAACUUUAUGAAACAAGUGCUUUCAUUAGUGGAGGACAUGUUGACGAUAUACCUUAAGCUGGAAAGCAGUGGCUUUUCUUUCAGAUAACACAUACCCAUUGUUUUGUUUCUCUUCCUACUUGCUUGCCCUCCCUCUCCCCUCCCCUCCCUCUCUCUCUCUCUCACAUUGCUUACACAAAAGUUUUUUGUCUCAAAAAAUGUGAAUUGCAUGUAAGUAGGUUGUCAUGGUAUGUUCCAUAAUGGAAAUUUUGGUCCUAAUUUUUAAAAAAAAUUAUGAUCACCCUGGGUUUUACUGGUGAUGCAGCCGACCAGUUAUACAGGUCGUAGAUAAAAUCUUCUAUCAUCGUGCAAAUUGAGGCAAUUUUCCACAAAGGUUCUAUGUGGUCCAAAGUUUCGGUGGUUAUUUAUUGCUACACAGGUAAUUCAAGUAUCUAAAAAUAUCCUAGAAACCAAGUUGCUAACAUAUACCUAACACUGUUGAAUAAUGAUGAUGCUACAAUUCAAAUUUUUACUACAUAGUUCAUGUGCUUAUAUGUACGAUGCCGUGAAGUGAAGUGCUAUUUAAACUGUUACAGGGGGUGUGAUGGGAUGAAAUGACACAGAUAUUCAUUUGCCAUUUUACGGGACAAUGUGUGUAUUAUAUGUGUAUAGUUCACAAUAUUUAAGAAUCACUUGUCUGCAAAAGUCAUUGAAUGAAUUGUAUUCCUUUUUAUUAUUGGAAAUAAACUAAAUAUGCUUGA